AGAAGGAGAUGCCCACAGCAGCACUGGGGACACGGCUUUAGACAAGACGGAGAGGCAGGCAGACUCACAGGCAGCAGCAGCCAUGGGUGAGUGGGGGUUCUUGAGCUCUCUUCUGGAUGCUGUGCAGGAGCACUCGCCCAUGGUGGGCCGCUUCUGGCUGGUGGUGAUGCUCAUCUUCCGCAUCCUGAUCCUCGCCACAGUAGGCAGCGACGUCUUUGACGAUGAGCAGGAGGAGUUUGAGUGCAACACGAAGCAAGUUGGGUGCAAGCAGAUUUGCUAUGACUUGGCCUUCCCCAUCUCUCAUUACCGCUUCUGGGUUUUCCAUAUUGUGGUGCUUUCUGCUCCGGCUGUCCUCUUUGUCAUAUAUUCCAUGCACCAAACCACAAAGAUAAAUCGCAGCCUGAAGGAAACAGAAGCAGAAGAGGAGGAAGCCAACCGGACCAGGCGAAGGUCCCAGGUACAAUAUGGUCUCCAGACCAGCCAACGAGCCCAAAACAUCAAGACAUUCUACAUAGUCAAUGUGGUUGUGAGGAUCUUGGCUGAAAUUGGCUUUCUGGUUGGACAGUGGAUGCUGUAUGGAUUCCAAGUGGGAUAUCAGUACAUCUGUGAGCAUCGCAUGUGCCCUCACCUCAUUGACUGCUUUGUCUCUCGCCCAACUGAGAAGACCAUCUUCAUCCAGUUCUAUUUCAUGGUGGGGCUUGUUUCAGCUCUCCUCAGCUUGGUGGAGCUGGCUCACCUUUUGUGCAAGAACCGAUGCCGGAGAUGCCGCACCAUUGCCCCUCCUCCUACCGCGGCAUCAUUUGAACAGCAGGACAAUUGGUCCAAUCAGAAGCAAGAGAAAUCUCAGCAUUUCUUGGCCCCAGCAGAUGGGGGCCCCAAUGGGACACCAUCCCAUGGCCAGAUUCCCAACCACUAUGAACCCAAGGCCACCUUCCAUCAUAAAAGCUCCACCAAAAGUAGCCGGUCGUCUCGCUCUUCCACCAGAGCUGACUUGACAGUGUAAGACCUAGGACUGCCAGUGAUCUCCCUGACUUAUUGUCCCCUGGAUGAGCUGGAUUCCUCUGGGGCUGGAAUAAUGGACUCUGCCUGUUCUUAGCCAUUGGUCUACUUGCACAGGCCUGGUAUCCGAAGGUCUCUGCUUGCUUGUGAUGGGAUUUUCUCCCACAGUAUUUGCAGACCAUACUUCUUUUCUUCCAUACAAGUGGAGUCUCCCAUAUCUGGAAUUCUUAAAUCCGAAAUACUCCAAAAACCAAACACUGUCCCCAUGACUGAGAUAUUGACACUUUUGCUUUCUGAUGGUUCAGUGUAUACAGACUUUG
Messenger RNA from Sceloporus undulatus (fence lizard), 1319 nucleotides. It is a transcript of the gene GJD3, whose product is annotated as gap junction protein delta 3. Bases 83 to 1003 code for a protein of 306 amino acids. Gene Ontology annotation, biological process: cell communication. The record is from RefSeq and is a predicted model, not a curated record. Gene Ontology annotation, cellular component: connexin complex. The transcript has 2 exons. NCBI's taxonomy places the organism in Eukaryota, Metazoa, Chordata, Lepidosauria, Squamata, Phrynosomatidae.